Exserohilum turcica Et28A is the source of this 585-nucleotide messenger RNA. RefSeq lists its product as uncharacterized. The transcript is spliced from 2 exons. The record is from RefSeq and is a predicted model, not a curated record. Bases 1 to 585 code for a protein of 194 amino acids. Lineage: Eukaryota; Fungi; Ascomycota; Dothideomycetes; Pleosporales; Pleosporaceae.
AUGUCCAUGGAAUAUGCCGGAGGCAUCUCCACCAUGGUACUCGCGCUCAUCGCAAUGGGCAUUAUAGCCGCGCUCCUCGGCCUCAUGAUUCUCACUGCCAUCAUUAUCGACCUUCCGAACCGCAAGCGGCGAAAGGAAAGCCCAGGCAUCAUGGAGACAAUAGACCUGGAGAAGGGCUUCGAGACUGAAGCCGUACACAAGAGUAUCAUCGAGUGUACAACCCUCGCAAACGCAACUGCCACAGAACUUGUCGGGUUCGUCUUCGACUUUGGCGCCGUGACGCCCGGCUUGAGGAGUUGUGAUGGGCUUAGAAGCGAUUGCACUGCUACUAGAUGCUCGGAGACAUCCCUAGCCAUCCGUCUUUAUACCUCACUCGCGCUGCGAUAUGAGUUGACAUCCAUUGAACGCCUCAUCUUCGCAACUCCCGGUUGGAGCCAUCGGAUCUACCUCAUUGGUGAACUUCACCCCACGAACUCGCAGACCGGACUAUUAGACCCUGACUUCGAUAACCCAGUUUCCCCCUCUUUGGGCGUGGCGUUAAGCGGAAUCGCCAGUGUGAGCCUGGCCCAAAUGUCGUGCGUCUGA